UGGUGCUUACCUAGGAGGAGAAAAAUGGCGACAGAGGAAGAAGAGCGGUUGCUGAGGAGGGUGAUGGCGCUGCAGGCAUGUGUUCGAGGUCACCUCAUCAGAAAAAGGUUUCAAAGCUUAAAGGGAGAGUAUGAGAGCAUUGUAAAGCAGAUUGAAGGGAAUCUGGAUCAGCUGCAGUGGAGUCAGCACUCCAUACCAAAGCCUGUAUUUCUCUCAAAGUCUGUCCAGAAGCCAAGUCAAAGAAAGGAAUUAAGUAGACCAGAGGCUGGAUUGGACAAGCAGGGCAGUGCCCACACUGAAGAGGAGGAGAAGCUUAGUUGUCACAAGUUGUUACAAACAGAAAAUGAGCGUGACUGUGAUAUGCAGCAUCCAAGCCAGCUUCUAAAUGAAACAGCUGCAGAGGCUGGGGAAAUGAGGCCGCAUCCAGAGCAUCCUUUGGCUGAGCCCCUUGGGAAUGCCAGUAUCCUGCCAGGAGAGAAUGCAGAAGGCAAAGACUGCAGCAAUGUGUCGUCUGAAUGGGGCAGCCUUAUACUGGAGAUAGAGUCUCCCAGACAGAGCCAAGAGCUCCGUUUCCAGGGAUUGCCGGUGAUGCCUCAAGCACUGCCUGACCUCCAGCACUACCGAAAGCACCUAACCAUGGAACUGCUGUGGCUGCAACAAGCCAUCUCCAGCCGUAAGAACUAUCUGAUCCUGAAACAGAGGCUGUGGAACCAAGAGUAACUGAAUGCUGUUCUGUGGACGCAUCCCAAUGUCCCUGUUUAUGCAGACUUGGAAGAGUGCCCUCCUUUCCCAUCUGAUGGUAGAAAGAGAGCAUUGUGGGGGCCUCUGCUCCCUCCAUGGCAGCAGGCAGGUGUUUGGUACUCUUUGGAGUUAACCACUCCAUGUAGCCUUCUUGGAUCCUGAUUGUGCUCAGAUUUGAGACUUCUGAGAGGAACAGUGCAGCUUACCUGUGGACUUCUCAAGUCAAAAGUGCACUUAUGGUGAGUUUGUUAUGAACAGGUGCCUUGUGUAGGUCCAGAUUACAUAAAGAGUGUGACCGGAAUUGUAAGGGAAGAAAGCAGUGUCCCCCGCUCCGCCUUCCUGCUGCAGCCUUCUGUGCCUCCCAAGAUUGAGCUCCUGCAGGACAGCAGGACAGUCGACACCUAGGAACAGUGGGGGCGGGAUCUGCAGAAAUCCUCCUCCUCUCCUCCACCAACAGAAAUGCCAUUCUGCAUGGAACUGCCCUUACGCUGAUGGACCAGCAGCCGGGGAUCUUAGGCAAUAUUUCUGCAGACUGAAUUUGUGCAAUCUUUGAUGGAGGCAAAUCCAAGCUGAAAUUUCAUGCUUAGCAACUUUUGUUGAACUAGCCUGUAUUUGGCCUGAGUGUAUUGACCAGGGCUGCAUGUGGGGAACUUGAAAGAAGGAGCUGCGUCUCCAUAAGCCUCAUAUUGUAGCCAAGAGCUUUGUGGUUGCCAGUAUCCCAACUGCUCAGCUUCCUGCUUAGAGACUUUUGGAACUGCGAUAUGAAUUCUCUGGCUGAACCGCAGGUCUUCUCUGAAUUUUCUGGGCUUAUAUUUCUCUUUCCUCCCAUGGAGAUAAUGUGUGUUUAGAUCAGGCCCCAUGGUGCAGUAAUCCUAUCAGCUACUUCAAGUGUUCUUUCUGUCACCAGCCACCAUUAAUGGCCUGAUAUUUGGACUGCAGAAUCUCGUUUUCUUCUUUUUUUAUAUUUCUGAAUAAAAAUACUAUUUCACUGUC
Eublepharis macularius is the source of this 1734-nucleotide messenger RNA. RefSeq names its product IQ motif containing C (gene IQCC). The transcript has 5 exons. NCBI's taxonomy places the organism in Eukaryota, Metazoa, Chordata, Lepidosauria, Squamata, Eublepharidae. The record is from RefSeq and is a predicted model, not a curated record. The coding region runs from base 25 to 720 and encodes 231 amino acids. Gene Ontology annotation, molecular function: protein binding.